AUGGAUUAUGACCCGAUUAUGUGGGAGGGUGAUUCAAGCAAUUGUGAUGUUGCACAACGUCAGGGAGGAUGUUCGUCCACAAACACGGAACUUUUAGAAGAUGUUGCCGUUAGUACUGUCGGCGCGCGACUGAAGUGCGCGCGGCGCUCCGGCAGGCUGCCGGUGGUGGGGGGACAAGGGGAUGCGUGCGUUCGGAAUCCACUUCCCACGUGCUCCGUUCCGUCCCUUUCUUACGGGACGGGUUAG
Molecule: messenger RNA, 246 nt
Organism: Danaus chrysippus (African queen)
Lineage: Eukaryota; Metazoa; Arthropoda; Insecta; Lepidoptera; Nymphalidae
Source: the annotation of a GenBank genome assembly